Messenger RNA from Laccaria bicolor S238N-H82, 1021 nucleotides. RefSeq lists its product as uncharacterized. Bases 20 to 1021 code for a protein of 333 amino acids. NCBI's taxonomy places the organism in Eukaryota, Fungi, Basidiomycota, Agaricomycetes, Agaricales, Hydnangiaceae. The transcript is spliced from 5 exons. The record is from RefSeq and is a predicted model, not a curated record.
UACUUACUUCUGCGGCCAGAUGUCGUCGUCGCGAUGGCAAUUGGAUCAACAAUAUGCAGACCUCAUGAAAAACCACCCUUUUGGCAUCGCCCUCUACAGACCUCCUCCACAGAGCGCAUUCAAGCCUGGUGUUUGUGGCUACUUUGAUGGCUUUGGGGAGUGGAAUUCUAUUGCGCAGCUGGACGACCCAGACUCCUUGAAUUCGAUGGGACUUUCUCCAGUGCGGGAGGAGUUGCAGAAAGCAUCUAGAGAAAACAUAAAAUGGGGGCCGAAAACCGCAGAAUUUGUGAAAGUCAAGAAGAUCAGUUUGUCUGCUGGAAUUGACUCGGCCCUUGCAACAGCACUCCCAGUUAAUCUCUCAGCAGCCUAUGCGUAUUCAACCGAAACAGCCAAUGGUGCUGUCCUCCUUACCGCUCCCCCAGUCGUGCACGAAAGAUAUUACUUUGAAUCACACUUCAAGAAGUGGGUCAAAGAAAACGCGAAAAUCCUCAUGCAAAAGCGACCUGAGGUAAAAGAUUACGGAUUUUGGAUCGUAACGUCCACGUUCGCGACAAAAUUGUGUGAGAUCAACAUGUGGAAGACAGGUGGGAAGGGUGUCAAGGUUGGAUUUGCGGCCAAAGCGGUGGGGAUUGGCGAAGCCGGACCCAGUGGAGAGUGGAAACAUAACGGAAAAGAAGACGGAUGGAAUGGAUUCGGGAACUUGGAGGGAGACGAGCAAUUCGUCGUGUUCUUUGGAGGACUAAAAUUUCAAUUUUCUUGGUUCAUUGGCGAGAGCCUCAAACCCGCAACUGGAAGCAGUUCAAGGAUACUCAGAGGCGUGGAACCGGAAUCAGAUUCAGGCAUAGAGCCUGAAGUCAUCACGACAAUACCGGCCCCAGAGGAAGAAACGGUAGGGGAUCCUGCCUUUUACUUGGUUGAUUGUGAGGAAUACCUAGAAAAAGUUGAUUUUGGACAAAACAUUCAGGCGGCGGAUGAAUGGAUGAACGCAUAUGACAAUUCAAAGAUCGACACUCUCGGAUAG